AUGGGUUGGGGUGGAUCUGUGGAGGGAGCCCCGGGAUCCGGGGCAGUCUGGACCGCCCAGUCUGACCCCCAGGAGGUGAGGGGGAGGGAAGGGCCCAGCCAGGAGGCCCCCAAAACCCCCCGGGGGGCCAUUUAAACCCCGGGCCCCCCAAAGCCCCAGCCCAAGGGGGACCAGGGGGGUAGAAGGGAAGAGGAGGGGGGCCCUGAGAGGGGAUAACAGGAAGGGGAGCAGGAAUCUUCAGACCUAAGUAAUUUUUCAGCAUAUGGGCCCUAGUUCACACCUUUUUUGGAAUAACGUUUUUAUUGUUAUUUUUUUACCUUGUGAUUUUUUUUCAAUUUUCUACUAUUUCCAUUUUUUCUCCUCAUUUUUGGGGAAGGGGCCUGUUAGUAACUUUUCAGUUAGCGCCCCUGUUGUUUACGAAACAUGUGAAAAUAAAGUGUUUUAUUUGUACCUAAAGAGUCAAGAGUAGGAUUUUACAUAACAAAAAUAAUUUAAAGACCGGAAUCAGUAUGAGAUGCUUUUUUGGGCUUAUCACAGUUUUGAAACCCUGGCAUUUUUGAAACCCCGCCGUGGGCUUUUUCAUCCCUUGGGGUCUUUGAAAAGAUGGGAGGAGGGGAAAAAAAGGUAACCCCCCACAAGAUUUAAAAUUCCAUGCUAAAAAAUGGGGACUACGUUUUCUGAAAAAACACCCUUUUUAGAGCAAAAAAAGGGGUUUAAAAGGGGGGGGGCCCCGGGGCCCCAAAAAAGGGGGGGGGGACGGGGGAGAGGGGGAAAGGGGGAGAAAGGGGGAGAGAGGGUUAGAGGGAGAAAAGCAGAGGAGGGGGGCGGGGGCGGCGAGGGGGACGCCGGCCCGGGGACCCCGGGGGGGGGGACCCGGGGAAACCCCCCGGGGGGAGAACCCCGAGGGGGGGGCCCCGGGGGCCCCCGAAGCCCUGGGCCCCCAAAAGGGGGGGGCCCCCCAAAAAAAAAAAAAAAAAAUUUGGGGGGCCCCCCCCCCCCCCCUUUUUUUUUUUUUUUUAAAAAAAAAAAAAAAGGGAGGGGGACUUCCCUCUAUUGCCAAAGUUCUUUUUAAAAAAAGUUUACUUCUAUUUUGUCCGGGGGCCCCUCAACCCCCAAACCCCUUAGCCCAAAAGGGUUUUUUAAUUUUUCUUCAAAAAGAGAGCUUUAAAAACGCCCCCCGUGUCCUUUUUCGGUUUAAAGGGGGUAAAUAAAGUUGUUUGAAGGGGGUUUAUAUGUUACCCACCUUUCCCCCCUCUGUUUUCGUUCCCCCCCAGGUGGGUUUUUCCCCUUGGGGGGACUGGACAAGUUCCUUGACCCCGGGGCUCCUCCCCCCAAUGUCCCCAAAAACCCCCCCGGCGGCCGGGGCCCUUACCCCCUGGGGGCCCGUCCAGAUGCCCCCCCCCCCCCCCCCCCCCCCCCCCCCCCAACUCCUUGGGGCCCCGGGGAUUUAGACCUCCCUCCCUCGGUCUCCUGGGGUCAGCGCUAAACCUGAGAGCAGGUAGGCUAUGGCUAUGCAUCAUUAUAAACACACUCGCAUUUCCCCAAAUCUCCGUUGAUAGAGCCCACAAGGCUAAUUUGAGUACAUUUACAUUUACAUUUUAGUCAUUUAGCAGACGCUCUUAUCCAGAGCGACUUACAGGAGCAAUUAGGGUUAAGUGCCUUGCUCAAGGGCACAUCGACAGAUUUUCACCUAGUCGGCUCGGGGAUUAGAACCAGCGACCUUUCGGUUACUGGCACAACGCUCUUAACCACUAAGCUACCUGCCGCCCAGUAUAACAGUGAGUAUAACAUUGAGUAUAACAGUUACAUUUACAACAUCCGUAGAGCUGCUAUCAGCCUUAUGUCAUUAACGGCCAGAUACAUGUAUUCCUUGAUGGCUGUCGACUAUAGUUUGAGUCCUGGACAUUGUGUGAUCUUGAAUUUAUAGUUAACAAACUUGUUAAGUGGUCCUCUCUGUCUGGCUCUGUGUCCUAGAUGGUGUCCCUUUGACCUCUCUGUCUGGCUCUGUGUGUCCUAGAUGGUGUCCCUUUGACCUCUCUGUCUGGCUCUGUGUGUCCUAGAUGGUGUCCCUUUGACCUCUCUGUCUGGCUAUGUGUGUCCUAGAUGGUGUCCCUUUGACCUCUCUGUCUGGCUAUGUGUGUCGUAGAUGGUUGUCCCUUUGACCUCUCUGUCUGGCUCUGUGUGUCCUAGAUGGUGUCCCUUUGACCUCUCUGUCUGGCUCUGUGUGUCCUAGAUGGUGUCCCUUUGACCUCUCUGUCUGGCUCUGUGUGUCCUAGAUGGUGUCCCUUUGACCUCUCUGUCUGGCUCUGUGUGUCCUAGAUGGUGUCCCUUUGACCUCUCUGUCUGGCUCUGUGUGUCCUAGAUGGUGUCCCUUUGACCUCUCUGUCUGGCUCUGUGUGUCCUAGAUGGUGUCCCUUUGACCUCUCUGUCUGGCUCUGUGUGUCCUAGAUGGUGUCCCUUUGACCUCUCUGUCUGGCUCUGUGUGUCCUGGAUGGUGUCCCUUUGACCUCUCUGUCUGGCUCUGUGUGUCCUAGAUGGUGUCCCUUUGAGUCCAGAUGCUCUGAGGAACCUAGAGGCUUGUCCGUUCUGCCAGCGUACCUUCCACCGAGGAGGGUCCCUACGCCAGCACAUCAGGUUUUGCCACGAGUGGGAAGGCGGGCACUAUAGGGCUCUGAUGGAACGACACAUGCACAGUCAGGGACAGGGCAAGGUGAGACACUGGAAGAAAUAUAAAAAUCCCAUUCCUUUUUGAGUCCACCUACUACAAAGGGGCCACUCGUUUUAAGGUCUUUCGAGACUGAUAUGACCAGCAAUCUAAUGACUCCAAAAAAAGUGUUAUGUUAGUUCAUAUACAGUGCAUUCGGAAAUUUAUUCGGACCCCUUGACUUUUUCCACAUUUUGUUACGGCCUUAUUCUAAAAUGGAUUAAAUUGUUUUUUUUCCCCUCAUCAAUCUACACACAAUACCCCAUAAUGACAAAGCAAAAACUGGUUUUUAGACAUUUUAACAAAUGUAUUACAAAUAAAUAACUUAAAUAUCACAUUUCCAUAAGUAUUCAGACCCUUUACUCAGUACUUUGUUGAAGCAUCUUUGGCAGCGAUUACAGCCUCGAGUCUUCUUGGGUAUGACGCUACAAGCUUGGCACACCUGUAUUUGGGAAGUUUCUCCCAUUCUUCGCUGCAGAUCCUGUCAAGCUCUGUCAGGUUGGAUGGGGAGCGUCGCUGCACAGCUAUUUUCAGGUCUCUCCAGAGAUGUUCAAUCGGGUUCAAGUCCGGGCUCUGGCUGGGCCACUCAAGGACAUUCAGAGACUUGUCCUGAAGCCACACCUGCGUUGUCUUGGCUGUGUGCUUAGGGUCGUUGUCCUGUUGGAAGGUGAACCUUCGUCUCAGUCUGAGGUCAUGAGCGCUCUGUAGGUUUUCAUCAAGGAUCUCUCUGUACUUUGCUCCGUUCAUCUUUCCCUCAAUCCUGACUAGUCUCCUAGUCCCUGCUGCUGAAAGACAUCCCCACAGCAUGAUGCUGGCACCACCAUGCUUCACCGUAGGGAUGGUGCCAGGUUUCCUCCAGACGUGACUCUUGGCAUUCAGGCCAAAGAGUUCAAUCUUGGUUUCAUCAGACCACAGAAUCUUGUUUCUCAUGGUCUGUCCUUUAGGUGCCUUUUGGCAAACUCCAAGCGGGCUGUCAUUGCCUUUUACUGAGGAGUUGCUUCCAUCUGGCCAAUGGAAACAGGAUGCACCUGAGCUCAAUUUCGAGUCUCAUAGCAAAGGGUCUGAAUACUUAUGUAAAUAAGGUAUUUCUGUUUUUUAUUUUAAAUACAUUUGCGCACACACAAAAAAAACAUGUAUUUUUUCUUUGUCAUCAUGGGGUAUUGUGUGUAUAUUGAUGAGGAUUUUUUUUAUUUAAUCCAUUUUAGAAUAAGGCUGUAACAUAACAAAAUGUGGAAAAGGUCAAAGGGUCUGAAUACUUUCCGAAUGCACUGUAGUUUGACUGUAGAACAGGCAUGAUAUGCAAUCUCCGAGUUGACUGUCAAUCUCCUGUUGACUAGAACUAGACUGAAUGUGUGUUUGUGAUUGGUGCAGCACCCUGGGUCUGACCAUGGCAUAGAGAGCAGAAAGUUCAAGUGUCUUCAGUGUGGGAAAUCCUUCAAGUACAAACAUCACCUCAAAGAGCACCUCCGCAUCCACAGUGGUAAUGCACGUUUUCUUACAUGAAACAUUCAAAAUCAAAUCUUAUCGAUUUUAUGUUAAAGCAAUAAGACAUGAGAACCCGUGGAUUAUGGUAAAUAACACACGACUAAGGACUGUUCUUAGGCACGACGCAAAGCACCUUCAACUGAAGUUCCGUGUCGGUUCUUCCUUCUUUAGGUGAGAAACCGUAUGAAUGUUCCAACUGCAAGAAGUGCUUCUCUCACUCCGGAUCCUACAGCUCACACCUCAGUAGUAAGAAGUGCUUGACAGGGGGAGGAGGAGGAGGUGGAGGGGAGAGCUAUAACAGCAGACAUAGCCACGGGACCUACCAGUCCUCCACUGCAUCACCCUCAGCAGGCAGCGGUAGGAACAGCAGUGGAAAGGGCUCUCCCUACCCUCUUCACACCCAGCAGCGUCAGCCACCAGGGGACUUAGAGAGGGGGCUGUACCCACCUGGGGACCAGGCCAGGGGGGUCCUCCGGGGCCAGGAGCUGGGCAGGGAGCUGGGCAGGCUGUGGGAUCCCACGGCGGCGCUCUCCCUCCGGAACAGCGUGUUCAAGGGCACCACCCUGCUACCGUACCUACAUGCCAGCUCCGGGGGCAAGUUUGAGCAGAUGCUGCAGGAGAUGCUUCACAGGGAGGAGGGAGGUGUAGGCUCGGCCAGGGAGGAGGGGAGACUGGUGAUUCACAACGGUGGGCGAGACAGGAAGGCAUCAUCGCCAGAUUAUCCAAAACCGCUGAAACGCAACCGGGCCGGCUCGGGUGAGGGGUAUGGGGGUGGAGGUGGGGUGACAUGUCACUGGUGCUCCCAGCUCUUCCCCAGCCCCACCGUAUUACUCCAGCAUGAGCGCUACCUCUGUAAGAUGAACCGGCAGGCAAUGGAGGUGCCUGAAGGUCCUCGCAGCAAAGACCACCUCUCUCCCCUCUACUUCUCUUCCAGACCCCCUCUCCAGCCACCCCCACCAGACAACAACCACAAACCCCCAGCGAUGGCUAAUGGUUUCUCCAAAGACAAGUCUCCUCUCCAGAGACCCAGCUGGCACUCUGUCCCUCUGGAGAUGCUGGUCACCAUGCACUCCCCCCUACAGCCCCUCCCAGAUUCACUAUCCAUGAGAUCCUAUUGGUCUAGCCAGGAGAGUGGCGGGAGUGGCGGCAGCCCCAGCCAACCAGCACCAACUAACCCUGCUACAGACAUGUCCUCACCGCUACCACUAGGGCAAAGACAAUUCCCCUCUUCAGGGUUCGACUCGCCCCUCUGCCUGGACCUUUCCUCCACCACUCUCACCCCCCCUUGGAGUCGAACCGCCCCCAAAGGAAGGACCCCUGGGUCGGGGAGCGCCCAGAACGACCAACCCCUGGAUCUCUCCCUCCCCAAGCCCCAGGAGGGGAAAGCCCUGGAGGACAGCAUGCCCAGUAACGGACACCCUCGUCCGGGAGAAAAGAGAGAGAAGACCUACAGAGAGCCAGCAGAGAACCAGCAGCACCACCGGAGGCUGAGUCUCAGUCCACCUUGUCAACAGGUGUGGGACAGGAGGGGUAUUAUUUAUGUCUGGCUGUGUGCUGUUUGUUAUUUACUGUGUCUCUAUACGGUGUAUGUAUUUGCAAUGUGUGAGCUGUGGUAAGAUUUUACUCUUUUAGGACAAUAAACGUCAAUCUAAUCUAAACUAAUCUAAUCUCACCAGCAUCAAGCAGUCUACAGUGGCACUCCGAUGUUUGAGGGCUCCAUCUACAGUGCAUACCCUCUGUUUAACCCCAUGAUGCCUGCUGGGCUAGCUGGCUUAGGGCAUGACGAGGUCCCCUCCCUGCCCCUCAGUCAACCAGCCAGCAGUCAGCGAUUCCUCUCCCCUAUGCCCUACAUGAUGGAGUCAGACACAGACGCUGUGCUGAAGAGGAUCCAUCAGGAGAGACAAGCAUUCAUGGUAAGAACAAUAUUUCCCCUAGAUGUUAUGGUAUAAAACAUUUCAUUGGUAUAAAGUUUAUUUCAAUUCAAUCACAGUGCAGAGAAAGACGUUUUCAAAUGUAUUUCACUAGAAUUAACUGAAGCUAGAGAGAAAACAACACUGACAUCCUCUGAACAGAACCAGAUCAGAACCCCCUAACCAUUAGUAUUGUGUUCAGGGUGAGCUGAUGGGUUGUGGGGGUCUGGAUUACCUCUCUCUGAUGGAGGAGGGAGGAGAGGGAGAGGGGAGACUACGGAGGAAGAGACUGAAGAAGACAAACGAAGGCCUGUACGCCUGCAACAUCUGCAACAAGACCUUCCAGAAGAGCAGCUCUCUGCUCCGACACAAGUACGAGCACACAGGUACACAGCGACAUUUAUACAAAUUAUGAAGCAUAAAUUAUACGAAGAGCUCUGUUUAAUCAGUAAUGCUUCAGCAGAUUCCUGUGAUAGAAAUGUAAAUGUAAUUUUCCGAUUGAUCCAACGUACAGUGGCUUGCGAAAGUAUUCACCCCCCUUGGCAUUUGUCCUAUUUUGUUGCCUUACAACCUGGAAUUAAAAUGGAUUUUUGGGGAGUUUGUAUCAUUUGAUUUAUACAACAUGCCUACCACUUUGAAGAUUCAAAUAUUUUUUAUUGUGAAACCAACAAGAAAUAAGACAAAAAAACUGAAAACUUGAGCGUGCAUAACUAUUCACCCCCCAAAAGUGAAAAUUCUUUGUAGAGCUACCUUUUGCAGCAAUUACAGCUGCACGUCUCUUGGGGUAUGUCUCUAUAAGAUUGGCACAUCUAGCCACUAGGAUUUUUGCCAAUUCUUCAAGGCAAAACUGCUCCAGCUCCUUCAAGUUGGAUGGGUUCCGCUGGUGUACAGCAAUCUUUAAGUCAUACCACAGAUUCUCAAUUGGAUUGAGGUCUCGGCUUUGACUAGGCCAUUCCAAGACAUUUAAAUGUUUCCCCUUAAACCACUCGAGUGUUGCUUUAGCAGUAUGCUUAGGGUCAUUGUCCUGCUGGAAGGUGAACCUCCGUCCCAGUCUCAAAUCUCUGGUAGACUGAAACAGGUUUCCCUCAAGAAGUUCCCUGUAUUUAGCGCCAUCCAUCAUUCCUUCAAUUCUGACCAGUUUCCCAGUGCCUGGGAAACAUCACCACAGCAUGAUGCUGCCACCACCAUGCUUCACGGUGGGGAUGGUGUUCUCUGGGUGUUGAGAGGUGUAGCGUUUUCCUUGAUGGCCAAAAAGCUCAAUUCAUCUGACCAGAGUACCUUUUUCCAUAUGUUUGGGGAGUCUCCCACAUGCCUUUUGGCGAACACCAAACAUGUUUGCUUAUUUUUUCUUUAAGCAAUGGCUUUUUUCUGGCCACUCUUCCAUAAAGCUCAGCUCUGUGGAGUGUACGGCUUAAAGUGGUCCUAUGGACAGAUACUCCAAUCUCCGCUGUGGAGCUUUGCAGCUCCUUCAGGGUUAUCUUUGGUCUCUUUGUUGCCUCUCUGAUUAAUGCCCUCCUUGCCUGGUCCGUGAGUUUUGGUGGGCGGCCCUCUCUUGGCAGGUUUGUUGUGGUGCCAUAUUCUUUCAAUUUUUUAAUAAUGGAUUUAAUGGUGCUCCGUGGGAUGUUCAAAGUUUCAGAUAUUUUUUUAUAACCCAACCCUGAUCUGUACUUCUCCACAACUUUGUCCCUGACCUGUUUGGAGAGCUCCUUGGUCUUCAUGGUGCCGCUUGCUUGGUGGUGCCCCUUGCUUAGUGGUGUUGCAGACUCUGGGGCCUUUCAGAACAGGUGUAUAUAUACUGAGAUCAUGUGACAGAUCAUGUGACACUUAGAUUGCACACAGGUGGACUUUAUUGAACUAAUUAUGUGACUUCUGAAGGUAAUUUGUUGCACCAGAUCUUAUUUAGGGGCUUCAUAGCAAAGGGCGUGAAUAGAUAUGCACGCACCACUUUUCCAUUAUUUAUUUUUUAGAAUAUUUUGAAACAUUUUAUUUUUUUCAUUUCACUUCACUAAUUUGGACUAUUUUGUGUAUAUCCAUUACAUGAAAUCCAAAUAAAUAUCAAUUUAAGUUACAGGUUGUUAUGCAACAAAAUAGGAAAAACGCCAAGGGGGAUGAAUACUUUUGCAAGGCACUGUAUGCAGCAUUUACCGUGAAUGCAAUCUCUGCGACCACGGGAACAUUGCCAUUACAUUUCAAUCACGCUGUGAUCUAAACUUCCGUGAUGUGGAUUGAAUAGAGCCCUAAGUAAGGUGAUGGGGAGACAACCAGAUAGUAUGAUCAUGACUUUAAGGGAUAAUCUCUGUCUUUUGAAACCUACAGUACGAUGGAUUGAGCAUGUUUCUGUUCUGUUAUAUUCCCACAGGUAAACGUCCCCACGAGUGCCAGAUCUGCAAGAAGGCCUUCAAGCACAAGCACCAUCUGAUGGAGCACAGUCGGCUGCACUCUGGAGAGAAGCCCUACCAGUGUGACAAGUGUGGCAAGCGAUUCUCCCACUCUGGCUCCUACUCCCAACACAUGAACCAUCGAUACGCCUACUGUAGCAGGGACCAGGAACAGGAGGGGGUCGAGGAGCCUCCUCUAACCCCAGGAGGGUCCACCGAUCUGGGCCAUGUUGCCAGGGGCACCCCCCUCUCCAUGGAGGACACCCCAAUGUUUCUCAGUGAUGCCAGUCUGGACGGGGGGAUAGGAGGGAGAGCAGAUGAAGAGGAGGAGGAAGAGGAGGACGAGACAGACGAGACUAAAGGUGGCCAUAUGAAGGAGGCGUGUAGUUUGUCAGGAUCAGGGUCUGGUGAAGGGUUGGGGUUGGAGCUGUGCUCUAGCCUUGUGGGGAAUGAGAGAGACAGAGAGCAGGUCGACAGAGACAAUGGAGAGGGAGAAAGUUCUGGUCUAGAGACUUACAGACUAGAGAACAACCAUCACUGGGACAGAGACGUGUUGGAACAAAAUGGAGACCAGAACACAUACAUAUACGAGCUGAGCCCAGAAGCUCCACUGUCACAAUGA
This is a messenger RNA of Coregonus sp. 'balchen', 9099 nucleotides long. Lineage: Eukaryota; Metazoa; Chordata; Actinopteri; Salmoniformes; Salmonidae. The record is from the annotation of a GenBank genome assembly.